Molecule: messenger RNA, 828 nt
Organism: Ilyonectria robusta
Lineage: Eukaryota; Fungi; Ascomycota; Sordariomycetes; Hypocreales; Nectriaceae
Exons: 2
Coding region: 1-828 (275 amino acids)
Source: RefSeq, a predicted model, not a curated record
AUGUCCAGGGUGAAGCUUUUGGAGAGCGCGAACAAGCAGGUCAAUGUCAUCCACUGGCCCAAGUCCAUGAAGAACGAGGAAGGCAAAGACCUCCUACGCUCGUUUCAGUUUCCUAGCCCUGCCGCGCAUAACGACGUCCAUGCGAUCGGCAAUCCCGUCGACAAGGGCACCGAUAAAGAAAAAAGAAUGAUUUUGAAAAUCGAAGAUGUGUGGACGACCGACGCUCCAUUCAAGGACACUGAGAAGAUGUUUGCGGAAGGCAUAGGGCUUUCCGGCCAAGAAUGGCAGCCCAAUCAAAUUCUUGGAGACCCUGGGGUUGAAGCCCUCAUAUCUCACACCCAAAAGUUCUUGCCCCCCAGCGAAUCGGCCACUGAUCUCUCAUCUGCGACCUCACGACAUCACUUGGAGAAGUUCGCACGCCCAGGAUCUGUGGGUGCUGGUUGGGGUGACCAUGACCUCUUCCGCGAGUGGCAGUUGCAUGGACGCCAGGUGAAGAAGUCCAUGGUGGUGGACAAGCAAUGGCGCGAGGUCAACAAGGAAGUCGUUGAAUUCGCCCCUGCUUCUGACUCGGCCGCUGGAACCCAGGGUAAAUCUGUCGUGAUGGAUCUGGAGCGCUUCCCAUCCGACGUCAAUUUCCCGCCGGACACCCUGUUCGCCAAGGUGAACCCCAUCAGGCCUGGUUUUGCACAAGUUGGUCAACAAGGUGGAAAUCGCGGAGGAUACGGCGGGAGUGGUCAAGGAGGUCGAGGUGGUCGAGACGGUUUGAAGAGACAUGCCCAGGAACAGCUGCGCCGACAGGGUGGAGGAGUCAGGGGUUGGGGUUGGUAG